Molecule: messenger RNA, 990 nt
Organism: Podarcis lilfordi (Lilford's wall lizard)
Lineage: Eukaryota; Metazoa; Chordata; Lepidosauria; Squamata; Lacertidae
Source: the annotation of a GenBank genome assembly
AUGCAGAGAGCCCGCCAGGAAAAAGUUGCCUUUGUGGGUCCAAGCAGCGUCUUCAGAGAUGUGCUGCUGGAUCCCAGUGGAUGUCGGCGGUGUGACAAAUGUGUGAUUUGUUCCUUCCCGAUCCCCACAGCAAAUGGAGGCAGAAUUGCCCAGCUGGUUCUAAGGGUGGGCAAGGCCUUCGGAUGGCAGCAGGGCCUGCCAGGUAGUGGCACCGUCCUUGAGAAGCCCAACCUCACACCUGAAGAGAGGUCAGCUCUGGGAACGGGCCCGCAACUCGGUGCUUGCAUCCAAAGCAGCGCAAAGUCUCUUCUUCCGUUUCGAUUUGUGCCGUGGGACGUCCCCCUCGCCUGCACCCUCCCCAAAUCUGCUCCGGAUUUAGCAGACCAGGGAGGGGGGGAAAGUGCCAAGCUAACUCCUUGCCCGAAGCGGACGAGGGACUCAGCACCACUCUGGAUAUGCACGCCUCGCAUCCCAGCUUCUAACCCUGGCAUCUCCAGCGACCGGAUCCCAACUUGCAGGGCGGAAAGCUGCUGCCAGCCAGAGCGAGACACUAUAUUCCCAGGUAGACCAGUGGCUUGGCUCAGCGUGGUUGAAGGCAGUCUGUUCACACUUCUGCCUGCUUCAUGUCUAAAGCGUGGAUCUGAUUUUCAGAGAAGGUGCCUUACAGGGAGUCAGGCCAGCUCAGAAUUCCCUACACCAGCGUUUCCCAAACUUGGGACUCCAGCUGUUGAUGGACUACAACGCCCAUCAUCCCUAGCUAGCAAGGACGGUCAGGGAUCAUGGGAGUUGUUGUUGUCCAAAAGAAGCUGGAGACCCGUGUUGGGGAAACACUGCUCUACACUGACCGGCAGUAGCUGUCCGGGGGCUCGGGCAGCGGACAUUCCCAGCGUGACCCAGAGGUGCUGCUUGAAAUUGCACCUGAGACCUUCUUUCUGCAAAUCACUGGGCUUGGCGGCCUCUAAUGCGCAGGGAUGCUCAAACUCCUCCUGA